AUGCUUCUGUCUCAUUUUGCUGAUAGUUUAACUAAGUCUAUCGAAGGGAAGUAUACCUAUACUGUUUUGAGACCCGACCCUAAUGCUAGCCCUCCGAAGCGGAAAAUCCCUACUGGAUCCAAACUAAAGACUGUAAACGAAGUUGCUCUGAUACCAGAGACAACCUCUGCAGGAGCUGAACUGUUUAAUGUCUUUCAGGAGGACUGUACUAACAGAUUAUCUAUGAUUCCUGCUGACAAAAACCUUGAGAAUCUAAAGAAAGUUAUCAAAAGUACAAGUGGAGUACAACCUGCACUAUUUAUCCCUGAUGGAGUUUUCAACACCCUGAUUACAAAGCAACUUGACAUGUUCGAUCGGCCCUCUGAAAAUGCCAUCACUAAAUCUCAUCAGUGCAUUGCAGAGGCUAUUGAUAUGGUCGCUGCCAAAGCUAUGAUUCGGUACCCCAAACUAGAAAGAGAAGUCAUCAACAUAUCCAAAGAUUUCCUUUCAAAACAAUCACGUGAUGCUAAAGAGUUCAUGGCAGAAUAUCUGGAAGUCGAGAAAUCCUACAUCAACACCAAUCACCCAGAAUUCAUAGAAAGGUACCAAGUAGCUGCAGCCCUCUUUGCUGAACCCGACAAACAGGAAGAGAAACAGAAACAAAAACAGAACACUAACCUAUUUGGCACCUACCAUCAACCCGCCACAAAAGAGAAUGUUCUUGACAAGCUGAUGACCAAGUACAAGCGAGGAGAAGAUGCUUCGAGUGAGGAGAGAGCAAACAAAGAGGCUGAGCUGAUGGAGAAGCUACUGAUCCACUACUUCUGUAUUGUUAGGGCUCAUCUGGUGGACAUGAUCCCUAAAAUUGUGAUGAAGUUCUUUGUCAGAAAACUAGCAACAAACUUGAACAGUAUCUUGAUUAAAUCUCUCUACACAGAGGAAAAGAUCAAUGAUUUGGUCCAGGAAUCUGAUCGGGUGACUAAAAGCGAAAAGCUUCAUCUAAGAUGA
This is a messenger RNA of Bolinopsis microptera, 987 nucleotides long. Its product is annotated as dynamin-1-like protein. The coding region runs from base 1 to 987 and encodes 328 amino acids. Gene Ontology annotation, molecular function: microtubule binding; GTP binding; GTPase activity. Gene Ontology annotation, cellular component: microtubule; membrane; cytoplasm. The transcript has a single exon. Lineage: Eukaryota; Metazoa; Ctenophora; Tentaculata; Lobata; Bolinopsidae. The record is from RefSeq and is a predicted model, not a curated record.